Messenger RNA from Triticum turgidum subsp. durum (durum wheat), 456 nucleotides. NCBI's taxonomy places the organism in Eukaryota, Viridiplantae, Streptophyta, Magnoliopsida, Poales, Poaceae. The record is from the annotation of a GenBank genome assembly.
AUGGCAGGAGGGGCGAACCUCCAUGGGACGGAUCGCCACCAAGGAGAUGGAGCUCCUUCUCCAUCCAAUUUGGCCAUCUCCGGCCGCCUCCUCCAGAUCCUCGCCGACCACGGGCCCCUCACCGUCGGCAACACCUGGAACCAUGCCAAGACACCUGGUGGUGAGGUCACCCAUCCUCGAGGAGCAGAAGGAGGGACGCAUCUAGCUGGCCAUCAAGGGCCUGCUCUGCUCCUCUUCUUCCUUGACCAUCGGUACCACCACGUUCUCGGGCUUCCAAGGCGCGCCAGCACACCGCCGCCAUGCCUCCUCUUCUCUCCGGGCUCGGACCAAUCGCUCGACCCUUCAGAUGAGUCCGUCAAUGAAGCGACAGCGUCUCCUCUAGAGGGUGACGGUGGUGGUGGCGCCUGUGUGCGGCUUCGACUACAACCUCCUCUCCGGCUGGCUAAUGAGCUUUAG